AUGCUGGCAUACCCGGUAAGGUUGAUUUCUCGAAUGGACUCUCUGAAAUACCUAUUUGAGAAACCAACUCUCACUGGGAAACUAGCACGAUGGCUACUCAUGUUAGCAGAAUUUGAGCUCAAGUACGUUACCAGGAAGUCAGUAAAAGGAAGGGCUAUCGCGGAAUUCUUGGCCGAUCAUCCUGUUAAGGGAGGCAAAGAUGCUGAAUUCAAAUUCCCUAAUGAAGAUCUGAUGACCAUAGCCGAGGAUGUUUGGAAAUUAUAUUUCGAUGGAGCAGCCAAUCAGGAAGGAUUCGGAAUUGGUGUGUUGUUAAUCUCACCCAAUGGAUCUCACAUUCUGUUCGCUUUCAAGUUAAACUUUGAAGUCACCAACAAUCAGGCAGAAUACGAGGCUUGCAUCGUCGACAUGGAAGCAGCCAUCGAAAUCGGUGUGGAGAAAUUGGAAAAAGUCAAGGAGGAAAAGCUGAAGCCAUAUCACCAAGACCUUGAGGACCUCAUUCCUCAUUCUAAUAAGGUGACUUUUACUCACGUGCCAAGGCUUAAUAACCAAUUUGCAGAUGUUCUCGCCACAUUGGCAUCCAUGGUCAAAAUUCCUAUUAGGGUGAAACUAAGAAAGAGGAGAAUAUCCCCUGAAGCAAGCAAGAAGGAUCGGAUAGCUCUCCAAAGAUUGGCAUCUCGGUACAUCAUUUGCGAAGGGAAUAUGUAUCAGAGAUCCCACUGUGGAAUGCACAAGCUAUGUAUCCACAGAGAAGAAGCUAAAUGGGUAAUGGAAGAGAUUCAUGAGGGAGUAUGCGGCUUGCAUAUGAAUGGCAUGAUGCUCGCUAAGAAAAUUCUAAGGCAAGGAUACUUUUGGUCCACCAUGGAAACAAAAUGCAUAGAGUAUGUACGACGAUGCAAUAAAUGCCAGAUCCAUGUCAAUCUCAUGCAUGUUCCACCAUCCGAACUAUAUCAGAUGACUUCUCCCUGGCCUUUCUCAGUUUGCGGAACUGAUGUUAUUGGAAGAAUUACGCCGGCAGCAUCCAACGGUCAUAAGUUCAUUCUGGUUGCUAUUGAUUAUUUCACAAAGUGGGUAGAAGCUACUUCCUAUGCAACCCUAACUGCGAUACAAGUUGCACAUUUCAUCAAGCAGAAUGUCAUUUAUCGAUAUUGGGUUCCGCAGGCAUUUAUAUCAGAUAAUGGGGUUCAUUUCAAAGGCCGAGCCAAGGAAGUUUUGGAAGAGUUUUAG
Rhododendron vialii is the source of this 1224-nucleotide messenger RNA. RefSeq lists its product as uncharacterized. Bases 1 to 1224 code for a protein of 407 amino acids. The record is from RefSeq and is a predicted model, not a curated record. Gene Ontology annotation, molecular function: RNA-DNA hybrid ribonuclease activity; nucleic acid binding. Gene Ontology annotation, biological process: DNA integration. The transcript is spliced from 3 exons. Lineage: Eukaryota; Viridiplantae; Streptophyta; Magnoliopsida; Ericales; Ericaceae.